UGUUACGUCAAAACAAUAUUAUCUGAUAACCAUACACCUCCGGCUGUUGUGUAGUUUUUACAAAAAUGGGCUAAAAUUUGAACACAGUACCAUGAAUAAAUCAUCACUCAACAUAAAAUUUCUAGUAAAAUCGCAUGUAAUUACCGUACAAAAUGACAGAUAAUCCAAAAGAAUACAAACGGCGUUCAUUGACACGAACAGAUACACGAGAGGGGCGAAGUCGCACUCGCUUCGCGAGCAUGCCGGCGCCUCCGCCGCAGACGGGGCCCAUGCCGGGUGACAACCAGCCAAACGUUGCCUACCAGCGUGUCUCCGUGCACGGCAUGCACGCCAGUGGGGUGCCUCUGGAAGACCUGGAGCGGUCAGCGUCGCUGCUGACGGAGGCGCUGAACUUACGGCGGCACUACAUGGCCCUGGCGGGACAGUCUUUCCAACCGGACCUGGGGCACGUGCUCGCCUCAAUCGACACCAACGCGCCACGCUACCAUAUCUCCAUGAACUUCAGCAAGAUACUCAAAGAGUGGGACUACGAUGCCGCUGAAACGUAUUUGCCAAAGGAAGAAACCUCUGAGGAUUUAUCGUUCCCGUUCAAUGUCCAAUCUCGCGUCUCUCACAAUCGGUCCAACACGGGAAUGCCAGUGAUCGACGAAUUGGAAUCAGAAGCAAUCACCAAACUUCCUGAGAGCAGCAGAUCCUCUGAGAGCCAAGACAGAAUUCCAACCGAACCAACACAAGAGGAGAUGGAUUCGUGGGCGUGUUUCACACCUCCCGACAAGCACUACGUGUUUCGUUGGUGUGAAGGCGUGAUGCGCGUCUACCGCAACGAGACGGACGCGGAGGCGGCUCAGCCUCUGCCUUACGAGUGCGUUUCUUUCACUAAGUACGUCGAGGACCUGGACAAGCUCUGCGAGAUGAUCACCGAUGGCCCUUUGUCGUCAUUCUGUUUCCGGCGCCUAUGCUACCUGUUUUCUAAGUUUAAGAUGCACGUGCUGCUCAACGAGAUUCACGAGCAGGCGCUGCAGAAGGCCGUGCCGCACAGGGACUUCUAUAACAUUAGGAAGGUGGACACUCACAUCCACGCGGCGUCGUGCAUGAAUCAAAAGCAUCUUCUGCGUUUUAUGAAGCGCGCGUUGCGACAGCGGCCGAGCGAGGUGGUGGCGAAGACCGGCGCGCGCACGCUCAAAUCCGUCUUCGAGGAGAUGCGCCUCGACGCACAUGAUCUCAACGUCGAUCUACUUGAUGUUCAUGCGGACCGGAACACGUUUCACCGUUUCGACAAGUUCAAUGCUAAAUAUAACCCGAUCGGCGAGAGCAGACUGCGUGAGGUCUUCCUUAAGACUGACAACUAUAUGAACGGCUUGUAUUUCGCCAGCAUAAUAAAGGAGGUUAUCGGUGACCUAUCAGAGGGCAAGUACACUUACGUGGAACCCCGGCUAUCGAUCUACUGCAAGAGAAUGGACGAGUGGGCGCGUCUGGCCUCUUGGGCGCUGCGGCAUGGCGUGCGCUCACCGCAUGUUCGCUGGCUCGUGCAGGUGCCGCGUCUGUAUGACAUAUAUCGUAACAAGAAACUCCUGAAGAACUUUCAAGAGUUCCUCAGCAACAUGUUUGAGCCGCUGUUUGAGGUGUCCAUCAAUCCCAGCUCCAACCUUGAACUGCACCAGUUUCUUACGCAAGUGAUAGGUUUCGACAGCGUGGACGACGAAUCGAAGCCGGAGAACCCUCACCCUCAGGAGUGUAUGAGGCGACCCACGGAGUGGUGCGACGAGGAGAACCCGCCCUACGCCUACUACCUCUACUACAUGUACGCCAAUAUGACUGUGCUCAACCAUAUACGCAGAGAACAAGGGAUGAACACAUUCGUGCUGCGUCCUCACUGUGGCGAGGCGGGCCCCGUAGCGCACCUUGCCGUCGGCUUUCUGCUCGCUGAGAACAUUUCGCACGGACUUAUGCUUAGGAAGUUCCCGGUGAUGCAGUACUUGUACUACUUGGCUCAGAUCUACAUCGCGAUGUCUCCUCUGAGCAACAAUUCUCUCUUCCUCCGUUACCAUCGCAACCCACUACCGGAGUACUUCGCGCGCGGAUUGCGCGUCACGCUUAGCACUGACGAUCCAUUACAGUUUCAUUUCACAAAGGAGCCACUGAUCGAGGAGUACAGCAUCGCAGCGCAGGCGUGGAAGCUGAGUUCCUGCGACAUGUGUGAACUGGCGAGGAACUCUGUUCUUAUGUCGGGCUUUCCGCACGAGAUGAAGCAGCGGUGGGUGGGCGAGCACUACCAGCGGUCGGGCGCUGCGGGUAACGACAUUACGCGCACCAACGUGCCCGACGUGCGCGUCGCCUACAGACACGAGACGUUGCUCGACGAGCUGCGCAACCUAUUCGGUGCAGCUACAGUACGACAAGAAUCUUAUGACACUUGUGUUAAGGAGCGCUACUGA
Messenger RNA from Papilio machaon (common yellow swallowtail), 2435 nucleotides. RefSeq names its product AMP deaminase 2. Gene Ontology annotation, cellular component: cytosol. The record is from RefSeq and is a predicted model, not a curated record. NCBI's taxonomy places the organism in Eukaryota, Metazoa, Arthropoda, Insecta, Lepidoptera, Papilionidae. Gene Ontology annotation, molecular function: AMP deaminase activity. The transcript is spliced from 17 exons. Gene Ontology annotation, biological process: IMP salvage; AMP metabolic process. Bases 153 to 2435 code for a protein of 760 amino acids.